Liolophura sinensis is the source of this 1527-nucleotide messenger RNA. RefSeq names its product RNA transcription, translation and transport factor protein-like. The record is from RefSeq and is a predicted model, not a curated record. The coding region runs from base 50 to 793 and encodes 247 amino acids. Lineage: Eukaryota; Metazoa; Mollusca; Polyplacophora; Chitonida; Chitonidae. The transcript is spliced from 8 exons.
UAUACUUGCAAGCUUUCUGGAAGACGUGGUGCAAGGCGAGAAAGCAGAAAUGUUUCGACGGAAACUUUUAGCCUUGGAUUACUCUAGUCCGGAUUCAUUCAAUGUCAGCGAUGAGAAAAAGUGUAGAAAUAUUAUAAUAUGGCUGGAAGAUCAGAAAAUACGACACUACAAAAUAGAGGAUAGAGUAGGAUUGCGAAAUGUGGACAGCGCAGAUUGGAAAAAACACUUCGAAGCUUAUUUGGGCCAGCUUCAGUGCCCAUAUAAAUCUGAGGACAUGACAGCCGUGAUUGACUGGCUUUUGGGAUAUGCUGUGAGACUGGAAUACGGUGAUGGUGUUGAUAAAUACAAAGGAGCGAGUCCUGCCUCAGCCCAGUCCUGUACAGGCAAACCUGCACAAGUCUCCAGUAAUCCUUUAGAUAAUUUGGACUUCGAUGAUCCAGACUUUAAAGCUGGAGUUGCUUCCCUUGCUCAGAUGUUACAGGUGCCCCCUCAUUCAGACCACACAGAGGUUCUUAAGGCUGUCUGUCUACUAGUAAAGGAAAAAUUGUCCAAAGAAGCUAUAGAAAAGGCUCAAUCUGAAACUGGCAAGGCAGAACAUAUUCCUUUAGAAAAGACAGAUUUAGGAUUUGAAGCUGGAGAUUACAUCAUAAAUGAUGCUGCAAAGAUAGUACGGCUGUUACAUAUCAAAGAUUUGAGAGAUUUACAAACAGACAUCAAUGCGGCUAUUGUAGCUGUACAAGCUCUGACAGCUAACCCCAAGACAGACUCUCGUUUGGGCAAAGUGGGGCGAUAAGUACAGUUCGUCUUGACUCACAGGCCUAAAACUACAGCAUGUGGAAUAGUCAACAGUGACUGAUGGACCUGUGGUAUUGGGUCAGGGAAGACAGCUGCUGUGCUAAACUUGGAAAUGUGUCAAUCAAGCUUCAAGGAGACAUUCCUGACUAAUGCUCAGGUUUUGCACCUGACCAGUUGGUGUAGAUCAUCUGUGUGUAAGCUGAGAGCCGCCGCUUUUACAUAAUGUUGAACAACAUGCAUGUAUGAAGGUAUGAAAUAUACCCGUAUGUGUCGCCAUUUAAGUUAUUGAGCAGAGACAAAAUCGAAAACCAAAGAAUAAUUACAGGCUGUAUGAGUUACGUAUACAAGCUGUAUGAAUUACAAGUUGUAACGGUGUGGUUUUCUGCUACUCAAGUAGAUAAGCAGCAGACCAAGUACAGACAGUUGACAGGCUAGCGAAUUAGAGGGUUAACAUCUUAGGUGACAUUGAUCACUUUCAUAAAACGAUGUAUAGAGCUUUGAACAGGAUUGACAUUUCCACAAAGAUUAAUGGAAGUGAUACAGAAAUCUUGUGAAUGGUAUGAAUGACAAUGAUGUUACAUGACACAUACCACUUCAUUGCAUACUAAAGGGCCAAGCUGAUAUGCAACAAAACCCUACAUUGUAGUGUGUUUUUUUCCUUAUUACAUGUAUGUUUAUUUCCUUCAGUCUGUGCUUAGAAUGUUGACAUUAGAUAUUUACAAUACCACAACA